Molecule: messenger RNA, 2494 nt
Organism: Sinocyclocheilus grahami
Lineage: Eukaryota; Metazoa; Chordata; Actinopteri; Cypriniformes; Cyprinidae
Product: NACHT, LRR and PYD domains-containing protein 3-like
Exons: 11
Coding region: 236-2494 (752 amino acids)
Molecular function (GO): protein binding
Source: RefSeq, a predicted model, not a curated record
UCUAACUGCGCCAUUUUACACCCGUGUUUAAGAAUCUUUAACUCAACAGAAAUAAUGAGUAUCCGAGUAUCCAGUGGUUUCUGUAUGCUAUGUAGGAAUUCACGUGAUGUUGUUGAGGAAACUCAGGACGUCUAGUAACUUACAUUUCGAGUAAGUGUCAAAGUGAGGAGGCAAGAAAAGUUAUCGACUUCUUCAAUAAACGCACCUGUGCAGCUUCAUGAAGACUGAAUGAAUCAUGGAGGACACGCGAGCAUUCAGAGAUGGAGAUGUUUCUCCAGGAUGCAGUCAAUUUCAGGAGGACAGAUCAAACUCAUCAGAGCCCAGCUGUGUGUCCAUGAAGAGUAACCGGUCUAUGCAAGAACCGUUAAGAUUUGAUGGAAGACACACAUCACCUGAUCUGAGCCAAAGUGACAGAUCAAUCUCAUCAAAGCUCAGCUGUGUGUCCAUGAAGAGUAACCAGUCUAUGAAUCCACCAGUAACAUUUGAGGGAAGACACACAUCACCUGAUCUGAGUGAGCAGCUAACGGACACUCCAGGAAUAUUUAAGGGAAAACGCAUGCCAUCUAAUCUGAGUCGUGACUCUCAACUGGUCCAAAGCAGAUUCAAAUCAAAACUGCUGAGUAAGUUUGGGCAUCUGUAUGAAGGAACAGCGACGCAGGGAAACCCAACUCUCCUGAAUGAUAUAUACACAGAGCUCUACAUCACAGAGAGUGAGAGUGGAGAGAUCAAUAAUGAGCAUGAGGUGAGACAGAUUGAGACACAAUCCAGGAGAGCAGCCACAGAGGACACAGCCAUCAAAUGCAAUGACAUCUUUAGACCUUUACCUGGACAAGAUAAAGUCAUCAGAACUGUGCUGACAAAGGGAGUCGCUGGCAUUGGAAAAACAGUCUCUGUGCAGAAGUUGAUCCUGGACUGGGCUGAAGGGAAAGAGAAUCUGGACGUCCAGCUCAUAUUUCCACUUCCUUUCAGAGAAAUCAACCUGAUGAAGGACAAAACACUCAGUCUUUCAGAUCUACUUCAUGUCUUUUUCCCUGAAACUAAAGAAAUGGAAAUAUCCAGUGAUGAAUAUAAAGUGCUGUUCAUCUUUGAUGGUCUGGAUGAGUGUCGUCUGUCUCUGGACUUUAAGAGUAAAGUGAAACUGUGUAAUAUAUCUAAAGCAGCCUCAGUGGAUGUGCUGCUGAUGAACCUCAUUGUGGGGAAUCUGCUUCCCUCUGCUCUCAUCUGGAUCACCUCCAGACCAGCAGCAAACUACAUAAAUGUGUUCAACCAAACCAAACAAAGUGUGUUCUCUAAGAUUUUAAACCAGAAGAAAUAUGUUUCAUUAUCUGAGCUGCAUAAGAGAGCUGUGGAUGAAUCUUUACGAAGUAAAAAUGGACAUUUGGACCUUUUCCUUCGUUUUCUUCUGGGUCUUUCAUUGGAGUCCAAUCAGACUCUCUUACGAGAACUAGUGACACAGACAGGAAGCUGCUCCUACAACAAAGAGGAAACAGUUGAGUUCAUCAAACAGAAGAUCAGGGAGAAUCACUCUUCAGAGAGAUCCAUCAAUCUCUUCCACUGUCUGAAUGAACUGGGUGAUGAUUCACUGAUGCAGGAGAUCCAGGAUUAUCUGAGAUCUGGACAAAUAGGAGAAACCAAACUCUCCUCUUCACAGUGGUCAGCUCUGGUUUAUGUGCUGCUGACAUCAGAGCAGGAGAUGGUUGAGUUUAAUCUGAAACAGUUUGUUGGAGCCCAAAAUACAGCAGAUGAAGUUCUUCAGAAGCUGCUGCCAGUGAUUAAAGAAUCCAGAUCAGUUCAGUUGAGGGAUUGUGGAGUCACAGAUGAAGGUUGUGCUGCUCUGGCUUCAGCUCUGAGAUCAAACCCCUCACACCUGAGAGAACUAGAUCUGACUGGAAAUAAACUAGGAGCGUCAGGAGUGAAGCGGCUCUCUGAUGGACUGAAGGAUCCUCGCUGUAAACUGGAGAAACUCUGGUUGAGGGAUUGUGGAGUCACAGAUGAAGGUUGUGCUGCUCUGGCUUCAGCUCUGAGAUCAAACCCCUCACACCUGAGAGAUCUGAGUCUGUCUGGAAAUAAACUAGGAGCGUCAGGAGUGAAGCGGCUCUCUGAUCUACUGAAGGAUCCUCGCUGUAAACUGAAGAAACUCUGGUUGAGGGAUUGUGGAGUCACAGAGGAAGGUUGUGCUGCUCUGGCUUCAGCUCUGAGAUCAAACCCCUCACACCUGAGAGAUCUGAGUCUGUCUAGAAAUAAACUAAGAGCGUCAGGAGUGAAGCGGCUCUCUGAUCUACUGAAGGAUCCUCGCUGUAAACUGGAGAAACUCUGGUUGAGUAAGUGUGGAGUCACAGAUGAAGGUUGUGCUGCUCUGGCUUCAGCUCUGAGAUCAAACCCCUCACACCUGAGAGACCUGAGUCUGUCUGGAAAUAAAUUAGGAGCGUCAGGAGUGAAGCUGCUCUCUGAUCUGAAGGAUGAUCCACAUUAUAAACUGAAGACACUUGAGUGA